AUGUGCCUCAAUUCAUGCAAGUGGUUGUGGAGAUCCUGUGCGAGUGCUUCCUUUUCGACUUUGGAAAGUCUGGGCCAUGCGCUCAAGAGUGUUUCACCGGGGAUAAAGUCAAUGACCAUAUACAUUCGACCACGUUCAUCUACAUGGGUGCCAUACAUUUUUGGAAUCGGGAUCGAGGUGUGUUCGGCAACGAACGUCAUUGUCUCGCUCUCUGUCUGCAAGGAGUGCACAUCCCCCCCCAUUUUGACGAUUAUCUGCUCGUCCACACAUACAAUCUCAGACCUUGCACACGUGAUGCUUUGCAAGACUCGUACUUGCUUGCAGUGCGCUAAGUGUGGAGCAAACUUUUGCAAGGCCAUUCUAACGUUGGCAUUCAUGGGUACCAUUUCCACUUUUGCCUCGCUAUCAUUUUGGAUAACAGAAUCAGAUGAAGUUGUCAUCUUGAAGAGGAUCGGAGCAAUAGAGCCAGAAAGACGUACCCUUCAGACGUACACUUUCUCUUUCUCUGAUUGUGCGGCUGGUCUUAGUACGAUGGGUGCGCCGUCAGGGCAAGGGGUCAUUUGUUCUUGA
Molecule: messenger RNA, 570 nt
Organism: Chondrus crispus (carragheen)
Lineage: Eukaryota; Rhodophyta; Florideophyceae; Gigartinales; Gigartinaceae
Exons: 1
Coding region: 1-570 (189 amino acids)
Source: RefSeq, a predicted model, not a curated record